Molecule: messenger RNA, 1461 nt
Organism: Ceraceosorus guamensis
Lineage: Eukaryota; Fungi; Basidiomycota; Exobasidiomycetes; Ceraceosorales; Ceraceosoraceae
Exons: 4
Coding region: 114-1085 (323 amino acids)
Biological process (GO): maturation of SSU-rRNA from tricistronic rRNA transcript (SSU-rRNA, 5.8S rRNA, LSU-rRNA)
Cellular component (GO): preribosome, small subunit precursor; nucleolus
Source: RefSeq, a predicted model, not a curated record
AACCAUAACAGUCGUGAGUCUCGUGACGGUAGGAAAGCGCGGAGACCAUCUUGCAACCCCUGCAAGAGCCUGCAAUCAAGGCAGCUCCUGACCUAUCCGCCGCGCAUCCCAGCAUGCCUUAUUCGGAGGGCGCGCGCACGCGCACUUCACAGUCCACCUCCGGCGCCAGCAAGAGGCGAAAGGUGGACGCGACAUCUGAAGCUGGUCCCAGCUCCAGCUUCAAUGGCAGCGGUAGCAGUGCAGACCGCGGUCGUGGGAGAGGCCGAGCAAGAGGUCGAGGUCGAGGUCGAGGUGGCGGAGGCUCGAGAGGCGGGAGACAAGCAGACGGACCCAAACGCGCUCGUCGACAAGGCGGGCACGCCAAGUCCAAAAGGGGAGCGGAUGAUGCGGACGAGGAUGAUACCAAGCCUGGUCUCAGCAAGAUGAAAGCGGCGCUCAGGCAGACGAAAAGACUGCUGGCUAAGGACGAUCUCCCACCCGACGCUCGACAGCAAGCUCAGCGGCGCUUGCAAGCGCUCACACACGACGUUCAGACGCGAGAGCGCGAGAAUGUGGAGAGGGAGAAUGCGCGCAACAGUCAUCGAGCUCGAUUCUUUGAGAGACAAAAGCUUGUUCGUCGGAUCAAACAGCUCAAGACGACGCUUUCUGAAGAAGAAGCCAAAGAUGCAAGCGUAAUCGAAGCCCAGCUGUUCGAAGCGCGUGUUCGACUCAAUUACGUCCUCAAUUGGCCACACGAGCACCCAUACGUUGCCUUGUUUCCGGCACGAGGAGAUGCGCCCUUCGUCUCACUGGACGAAAUGAUCAGCGCUGAUGUCAGUCCGAAUCGCGCUACAACGAACGAAUCGUAUUCACGCGCACACACAGUCAGAGCGGAGAUGGAGGCUGCUAUGAGAAGGGGAGAAAUGACAGAACCCGAAACUUUGCUCGAGGCUGGUGAACGCAGGGUAAAGAGCGGCGAGGAAGCCAAGAGAAGACGGGACGAGACUGAAGACAGGGAUGCUGACGACUCGGACGAGGAAGAGGGACUGGCUGCUGAUGACUUUUUCGCUCAAGGUGGGAGCGACAGCGAUGAGGACCAAGCGUAGGGCAGCAGGCGCGCCAUGCACAAGUUCAGUAUCAUCCCGCUACAUUGGCCACAAAAUCCUACCACAAUGUUUGCGGUGAUGACAUGACUGCACAAAUGUAUGCCACUAAGCCUUGCCAAAUUUUCUGAGCGGAUCGGCUUUCUUGCCUCUUCCGCCCCCUCUGCUCCCGCCUCGACCGCGACCGCGUCCGCGUCCUCUGCCGCGUCCAGUGGAAUUCUUUGCAAAACCAACGUAGCCCACAUUGCGUCCCUCUGCAUUCGUAUCUGGUCUGGACGACCCGCUUGCUGUUGGUUCUGAGCUCGCAGAGCUGGGCCCGCUAGGCUGCUUGAGCCGCGUGAUGCGAGGCAUCAGAUACGACGGGACGUGUUUCAAGUGC